This is a messenger RNA of Paramisgurnus dabryanus, 4816 nucleotides long. RefSeq names its product chitin synthase 1 (gene chs1). Lineage: Eukaryota; Metazoa; Chordata; Actinopteri; Cypriniformes; Cobitidae. Gene Ontology annotation, biological process: chitin biosynthetic process. Gene Ontology annotation, cellular component: cell septum; cell periphery. The record is from RefSeq and is a predicted model, not a curated record. Gene Ontology annotation, molecular function: chitin synthase activity.
GCUCUCUUUGUUAGCCACUGUAUACCUGUCUUCUGCUGUUCAUGGAGUAACGUGACAGUGUUUCGAAAUGGAGGACCUAAAGCAGAGGGGACGCAAGAGAGAGGGGCGACACAGGGACACAUGGGAUCCGUUCCAGCUAAACCCGAUCGGGGCUGAGAAAGAGGAGAAGAGAACAUGUUUUAUACUUCUACAGAACCUGGUUGCUGUUAUUGUGGGUGUGCUGGUGUUGGCCAGCGCAGUCAUGAGCAAGGGUUCUCUGCUGGUUCUGACCACUCUAUCCAGUCCAAAGUCUUUGAGAGACGCUGCGGAUCGUCAGUUCUACACACUGCUGCUGAUGUGUGUCCUAGUGAUGCCAAACCUUUUGGUGUUCUUCAAGUCACUCUGGAAAUGUGCUUUCAAGAGUUAUGUCCCUCCUAACCCAAAGACAAUGGGAGUUAUGUGUGUGAUCGAGAGCCUGGUGGCAUUGGGGACUGCAAUCCUAGUGCUGAUUGUGAUGCCUCAGUUUGAUAUUCUCACAAACCUCUGCAUCCCUGGAGGAACCUGCAUCCUCUCAUCUGUGCUGCAGAUUGUCUUUCGCUUGCAGCGGGACAGAUGGAUGAUCAUCUACCCCAUAUGUUCCCUCAUCCUGGUGAUCAGCGGUUACGUUCUCGUGGCGGUUGAGUACUACGUGAGAGUUUCCUCUUUUGUCCCGUUCCAAGAGGCGGAAGGAUACUUGUAUAUCGGCAUUGCGAUCUUUGCAUCCCUGCUUAUUUCCCUAAACUGGUGGGAAAAUCCUUUUCGAGCCAGCAGCAACAUUCAGGAGAUGCUUAAUGAGUUAGAUGGCUUCAGAGACACCGUGUAUCUUGUCACCAGUCUCCUUAGAAUCGGCAUCACCAUGGCAGUCUACUUUCUGUAUUAUACCUUUACCGAGCCUGGAAUUGACUGGGGAGCAUUCAGCAAAGCCAAAAGCGCUGUAGAUAUCGGUCUCGUGGUGUUUUUCCUGCAAGCCUUCUGCUCUGCCGCGUGUCAUUGGUUCGGAGUCGUUGCAUGCAAAAUCCAUGCGGUGAAGUUCGGUUUCGCUCUGCCUGUUUCAUUCUGUGGUCCGGCUACGCUAAUCCUGGGCAUAACGCUUUUUUUGAUUCAAGUUGAUAAGACUGACCAUACAGUUUCUAAUAUCAUUACUUCCAUCCCAAAUUAUACAGUGAUUGAAAAUCCUUUCUGGGCAUUUUGCUCCCAACUUGCAAAUAUCAAGGACAACAAUAGCACCUCAGUGGUAAUGGUCGAGAUUUCCAACAGUAUCUGUCAGACGACACUUAACAGCCCAUACGCCUUGUGGCCGUUCUCUAUGCUGGCGCUGGAGGGCGUCUGCAUGUGGCUCGGGCUCCUCUCAUGCACAUAUUAUGUGUGGAAGUUAAAGGUGCAAAGAAUCGAACGUACGUCUCAGCUUUUCGUGCGUCGCCUGUACGAAUCUGCUUUCAUUGACCUCUCUCUGCUGCUGAAUACCAAGAUGAAAGUCAUCCGUUCACGAAACAAGGAGAGCAUUAAUGAAGAGGUGGAAAACUGCGUCAUUUACCUUUGUGCAACAAUGUGGCACGAAACAUAUGAUGAGAUGUUGAAAAUCUUGACGUCAAUGUUCAGAUUGGACAGAUAUCGAGGGGAUCCAAAGGAAGAACACAAAGACUGUUUCGACUUUGAGUGUCAUAUAUAUGUCGAUGAUGCCUUUAUGAAAGAUAAGGAAACAGAAAUUAGGCUAGUAAACACAUACGUUGAAGACCUCAUACAUGUUGUCAUGGAGGUUUACAGGGUAUUUACAAAUAAGGAACCAGAUGAAGUUUCUAUCAUCGAGACGCCAUACGGUGGUCGUCUCGUGUUUGUAAUGCCAGAAGGAAACAUGCUUUACGUUCACCUGAAAGACAAAAACCUGAUUCGAAACAAAAAGAGAUGGUCACAGAUUAUGUACAUGUACUACCUGCUCGGUUGGAAAGGAUAUAAUGUCAAAAAUCCUCAGAAAAUUACAAGACAGAACAAUCCAAAUCGUGCCAGUCUGGUUUCAUUGGAUGGGGAAAGUUAUCUUCUCCCUGCUCAUGAUAAUGACAGCAAGAGGAGACAUAUAUCUGAUGACAACACAUAUGUUAUGGCCUUGGAUGGAGACACAGACUUCCACCCGGCUGCUUUGAUAUUGCUUGUUGAUCGACUGAGAAUGUAUGAUAAUGUGGGUGCGGCCUGCGGACGAAUUCACCCCACUGGAAUGGGGCCGAUGGUGUGGUAUCAGAAAUUUGAGUAUGCUGUGGGUCAUUGGCUUCAGAAGACAGCUGAACAUGUGUUUGGCUCGGUUCUUUGCAGUCCAGGCUGUUUCAGUCUGUUCAGAGGAUCUGCAUUGAUGGAUGACAAUGUUCUUAAACGAUAUACCACCAAAGCAACCCGAGCGUCCGAGUAUGUGCAGUACGAUCAAGGUGAGGAUCGUUGGCUGUGUACUCUUCUCCUGCAGCAAGGCUGGCGUGUGGAGUACAACGCCGCUUCAGAUGCCUACACCAACUCACCUCAAGAGUUCAAAGAGUUUUACAAUCAAAGACGUCGAUGGGGUCCUUCAACACUGGCCAACACUCUGGACCUGCUUCACAGUGGCGCAGAAACAGUCAAGAGGAACACCUCCAUAUCUUUUAUCUACAUCUUAUAUCAGAUCUUUACCGUGUCAUCCUCAAUCCUGGGACCUGCAUCUGUCACUCUCAUGAUUGCAGGAGCUUUCCAGUUCGUGUUUGGAGUUCCAGGCACUCUUUCUAUAAUAAUAGCUGUUAUUCCUCCGGUCGUUUAUAUGAUCAUAUGUUUUGUAGCCAAAUCCAACUUCCAAAUUACAAUAGCUGCUAUUCUGAGCGUCAUCUAUGCAUUCCUGAUGACUGCAUCUUUCUUUUCCAUUAUUGGUGACAUGAUUAAACAACAAACAUUUAUAACUCCCACCGGACUCUUCCUGCUGUCUGGUGCCAUCAUGUACAUUGUGACGGCCAUCCUGCACCCUCAGGAGUGCACGCUGGUCAUCUACGGUCUCAUGUACUUCAUCUGCAUUCCCAGUGGAUAUCUGCUCCUCACCAUAUAUUCCCUGGUCAACAUGCACAUUGUUUCUUGGGGAACUCGAGAAUCCAACAAGGGCGAGGAGAAUAAAAAGAAAGUGGGUGUGGUUUGCAAUCGAGAUUGCAGACUUUGCUGCUGGGAUGUGAAAAUCGAAGUCACCCAAGAGACUGAAAACCUAAUGCUUCAGCAAAUUCAACAGGCUGUCAAUCCGAGCACACGUGCUGCUGCCAAACCUGAGCCCACAUCUCCGAGCACACAAGACCACCUGCAUGUCGUGAACACAGACAAACAAAUCUCAGACCAUAACAAACAGGUGACGCAUAACAAGGAUGAACGCAAAAAAAAUCUGUUGGACAACAAGGAUGGUGACGCAGAUUCCCAAAGCAGUGCGAGCUCCAAAAGCUGUGAGAAAAAAAUGGAUUCAUCUAACGAUGACACAGACGACGAAGACGAUGAUUAUAUGGAUGAUUACGGUAAUCCUAGGAUGGCAAAAGAAGUCGUGCCUGAGAGUGACUGGGUGAUACCUGUGAAGAAAGUGUUCCUGAAAAAACUGACCUAUGCAAACCUGAAGAGAAACCUUCAGGCGCAGAUACGAUACACUCUGAGGAACAAGAACCAGGAGGAUCUGUGUGAGGAGCUGGUCUUGAUGCUUACAGACACCCUGAAUGAAGAACUGCGGGAUAAAGUGGGUCCUGAAGACAUACUGACUGUAAGUCAGCUUGAGGAACUGCAGUAUGCCCUGAACGAAGCAGCCAGACGCAUCCUAAAGACCAACCGGAUGGAGAGACUGGAGCGUCGUGUCAAGAGGGGCAUUGAGAGGACGCUCGUGGCUCCGCAGAUUGAGAAACUAUCUGAGGAUGAAGAAGACUUCUGGGAGAAGCUGUUAGAGCGCUAUCUAAAACCCAUAGCAGAUGACGAAGCUCACAUGAAAGAAGUGACACGUGAACUAAAGUCUCUACGUAACAAGGCAGUAUUUCUGUACUUCAUAAUCAAUGUCCUGUGGGUUGUUGCAACGUUCUUCCUUCAAGCAAUUGGCGGUGACAUACUAAGCAUCAAGAUUCCAAAAUAUUUUCCUAACGGUACAUUGUCGGAUGAGCCCAUGAAGGUGGAGCCUUUGAGUUUGAUGUUCCUGCUGUCGUUUGCCAUUCUUCUGAUUGUUCAGUUCUUAGCUAUGCUCUACCACAGAGUAUACACUCUCAUCCAUGUGGUGUCAUACAGAGGUACAGAGAAAGCUUAUAAAAAGAAAGAAGAGGAGGAUGAUGAUGAUUUGAUCCUGGAAAAUCAAACAGCUAAUGGUCUUAUCAUCACAAGCGAUGACUUAUAAGACUGAUCAAAAACUCAUUGUUUAAUACUUGAAGAUGCAUACACGUUGCACUCAUGUUUUUGUGUAUGAUCCCUCUUGCUGGAAAGCUUAAUCUGUCAAUUUCUCAUAAAGUCCCAUUUUCCUGCACUUGCCUUACACAAUCUUAAAUUUUUUGGCUGUGCACAUAGUUUAUUUACCUCUUGUGUUUUUAUAUGUAUGUCUCAAUUCUGUCAAUUCUUAAGUUCUGUACUAAACUGAUCUGAAAAAUAUAUUUAUGCCGAUAAACAAAGAGAAUUUUGUCAUAACUAUAAAGCUGUAUUGAUUAAUAAUGUUUAAUUUCAUGGCAAUACAAACAGGUUUUACCCUGACAGAAAGAGUUAUAAUAUUUACCACUGUUAGUUUUUACUUAUCACUUAAAUUGACUGCAAUCUAAAUUAAAGCUGUGUUCUUAUUAUUAAAAGUUUGUCA